Molecule: messenger RNA, 990 nt
Organism: Dictyostelium purpureum
Lineage: Eukaryota; Evosea; Eumycetozoa; Dictyosteliales; Dictyosteliaceae
Exons: 1
Coding region: 1-990 (329 amino acids)
Biological process (GO): protein deubiquitination
Molecular function (GO): cysteine-type deubiquitinase activity
Source: RefSeq, a predicted model, not a curated record
AUGUUAGAUUUAAUUAUUUUUGUAAUCUAUUAUUAUUUUUAUUUAACAAGAAUAUAUAACCCCCUCAAUAAUAAUAUCGAUAAUAAUAAUAAUAUUGAUAAUAAUAAUAAUAAUAAUAAUGAUAAUAAUAAUAUUGAUAAUAAUAAUAACAAUAAUAAUAAUAAUAAUAAUAAUAAUAAUAAUAAUGAUAAUAAUAAUAAUAAUAUAGAUAAUAUAGAUAAUAAUAAUAAUAACAAUAACAAUAACCAAAAUGACAACUGCAAAAUAUUCAACCCAAUCACCGCUCCAACAAAUUAUUCAGUAUGUCAUCCACAACAAUCACAACAACCACAGCAACCACAACCACAGCAACCAUCACAACAACCACAACAAUCACAACAACCACAACAACCACAGCAACCACAACAAUCACAGCAACCACAACAACCACAACAACCACAACAACCACAACAACCACAACAACCACAACAACCACAACAACCACAACAACCACAACAACCACAACAACCACAACCAUCUCCUCUAUCAAGAUUCAAAGCUGCCCGUAAACGUUUAAGAGAACGUUUACAACUCUAUCAUUUAAAAAAUAAAAGCGAAAUCCCAGGAGAUGGCAACUGCCAAAUGCACUCUCUUUCAGAUCAACUCUAUGGUGACUUGGACCAUAGUUAUGAAAUCAGAUGCAUUAUUGUUCAAUGGCUUAGACGUAAUAAGAAUUUCUUCCUCUCAAACGGAGAGGCCAUUAGUAAAUUUUCCGAUGAAAACUGGGAAGUAUAUUGUACUAGAAUGGCAAAAAGUGGCUUUUGGGGUGACCAUUUAACUUUGCUUGCUGCUGCCGAAAUUUAUAAAGCCAAUAUUUCAAUUAUAUCUUCGGUAGAAUCCCACAAUUACUUCGUUGAAAUUACACCAAUUUCCGUCAAAGCCGAUAAAACAAUACUUUUAUCACAUCACGCAGAAUCCCAUUAUGGUUCAUUAUGUAUGAGAACCAAUUAA